AUGCAGAUAUUUAGUAAUCUGAUAUUUUUUAUAUCCUCAUAUCACCAUUACAAAAGUGCAGAAGUUGAAUUAGUGAAAAUUGUAGUUGUGCAUGAGACAUACAUUGCAAAUGCAGAUAUAACAUGUGAGGUGCACCCUAUUAAGUGUGAUUCGCGGGGCCUUGCAGAGCGUCAGGCGCGGCCGCGACGCAUCGCGACUCGCACUUGGUUGUUGUCAUCGCCUCCUGGAGUCGUCAUGUCGUCUGGCAAGAAAGGAAAGAAAACAAAAGGGAAACCCGUACCCCUCGGGGAGUUCCUUGGCGCUGCCAGCCCAUGCGGUGGAAGUGCCGUUGUGGUAAACAAAACAAGCUGGGCUGAAGAGUCCGAGGAUUAUGAUGAAGACCGCUACGUUGCGCCCGAGAGAUUUGCACUGCCAACGGCACCACGCACAGCCCGCGGACCUGAUGUGGAUCCAGAGCGUAUCCCAACCAGCCCGCCAUUCACUGCUUACAUUGCUAAUCUUCCAUUUGAAGUGGAUGAUCUUGAGAUUGAGCGUUUUUUCACUGACCUAAAGAUUAAAUCUAUUCGCUUGCCACGUGAAGGUGGUGAAAAUGGUCGCUUCAAAGGCUUUGGAUAUGUUGAGUUUGAGACUCGAAGUGACCUGAUUGAUGCUCUCUCUAAAAAUGAUGAU
Penaeus monodon (black tiger shrimp) is the source of this 669-nucleotide messenger RNA. Its product is annotated as eukaryotic translation initiation factor 4B-like. Gene Ontology annotation, molecular function: RNA binding. The record is from RefSeq and is a predicted model, not a curated record. Lineage: Eukaryota; Metazoa; Arthropoda; Malacostraca; Decapoda; Penaeidae.